CCAGCCCCCAAAAACCCUCGCGCCGCGGCCAGGCGGUGAGCCGCCGCCGCCGCACGCCCCAUGGCGCGGCCGACGUUCUCCCCAUCUCCCUCGCCCGUCGUCCCCGUCAAGAGAGAGCUCGUCGACGAGGACCACACGCCCCUCCCGUCGUCGCGUAAGAGACGCCGCCGCGACCACCUCUCGCCCGCCGCAACCCCAACCCCAGCCCACCUACUCGUCACGCCGCAGACCGUCCCGUCGGGGAGCUCGAGGCGCGACUUCUUCGAGGGGAAGUCGAGCGUGCUGCCCGGGCUGACUCCGCCGUCCUUGCCCACCGCCGUCAAGGUCGAACCCGACGGCGAGGCCGAGGCCGAGGCCGAGGGCGAGGCAGGGGCUGCCGCGGACGCCGACGCCGGUGGCGACCGGGAUAUCCGCAGGGAGGUGGUCAGGGUAGAUGACAACUUCCAACCCUCGAGGCCUGCGCGGGCGGAGCCCCCUACCCUCUGGGCCAACCGCCGCCGCCUCUCCCGAAUCCUCCACGAGCUCGUCCGCGCGCACCGGUGGCGCGACGCGGCCGGGCCCUUCUCCGCGCUCGUCGCCGGCACCCGGUACCCGGAAUCCUUCGAGGAGUUGCGCAGCGUGUUCGCGGUCGGCAUGGAGAUCCAUAGGCGGCACUUUGAGAACGGUGGUAUGAAGCUAGGUGCCAGGAGUCGCUACUACCUCAGGACGCUGAAGCUGUAUGAUGUUUGGGUGCGAAGGCUAGGUUGGUUACUCACUUGUGCAAAUAAACACUUGGUUAAACUUGAACUGGCUCUCUUUUAUCUUUCACAAGGUAACAUCGACAAUGCAUACAACACAACAAGAAUUCUUAUUGCUAUGGAUGGUCUACAGACAGAGCCAACUGUAAAUCUUAUACAUGGACUAAUAUCAUAUGACAAAUGGUACUCUGGCUUGCCUAAAGAUAUGCAACUUGAGGAUUUUGAUGUUUACGGUCAAUCAUGCACAGUUUCAACGGCAACACAUGGCUGUGAUGAAAAUGGUCAGCAAGAUAGUUCAGAUGACAAUUGUAGCAUUGAUAGUGAUUCUAGUUUUGAUGGUUGCUCUUCACAAAGUUCUAUCAAUAAUGGGAACAUAGACACACAAAGGAAGAUUCCCAAGAAACCUGGUUUUGUUCAUUCUACAGAGGAAACUGGUUCACUUGGAUCACAAGUGAAUGAAAAAAAUGUCGAUACAGAUUUUCAAAGUGUAUUUUUCAAUGCCUCCAAUAGUCCUACUUGUGGAUUGGAAAAAAGCUUGUUGCCAUUACGUCUAAAGCAUUCUGAUGGGGCUUCAAAUGCUUGCUUUGAUUCAUAUUGGAAGUACAAGUCAACAUAUAAUGCAUUCUAUGAAGAUGCAGAGAAAUGUCUGAGAGUGGCUCUUUAUUCAACACCACCAAUAAUGGCAGCCUUAUUGCCAUUAAUACAGAUUCUCCUGCUGGGUGAUAAACUGAAAGAUGCACUUGCUGAGCUUGAGAAGAUCUGCCACAGUUCAACUACACAACUUCCUUUCAGAUUGAGAGGUAGAUUGCUGGAAUAUUUUGACCAAAACCAAGUGUCAACCAUUUCUUCUUGCUAUGAUGAAGCUUUGAGAAGAGAUCCUACAUGCAGCUACUCAAUGCAGAGGCUAAUCAGACUGCAUAGAAAAGGUUAUUAUAAUACAAUCCAACUACUUGAGGCGAUAGCUUUACAUCUAGAUUCUGUCAAUGGGAAACUUUGCAUCUGGGAGGAACUUGUUGCAUGCUUCCUUCGGCUAUUUUCUGACCAGACUACUGACUGUGGGGAUUGUAUGUCAUGUAACGUGCAAGGAGAUGGAACCUUCACUGCUUCUAGUAACUUCGCCUGUGUCUUUUUUGAACAACACACAAGAGAAACAUGGAAGGUCCGGUGCAGAUGGUGGAUGAACCACCAUUUCAGUCAAAACAUUUGUACAUCAGAAACCGUAACAGGUGAUUGCAAGCUCCUGGUUUCGAAGGCUGCUUGUGCCUGUCAUUUGUAUGGACCGGAGUUUAGGUACGUCAAAGCCGUUGAGAGUUAUCUUUCCGGGCAAGAAGCCAAUGACGAGAUCAAUUUCUUAUCCAGAAAUAUGCAGAAUUCUGUAAGACUAUUGCAGACGUUGGAGAAACUAACUUCAUGAUUCAUUUUAUUUAUUUAUUUUCCGUUUCAUAGCGUAGUUCAUGCAUGAUGCUGUAAGUAAAAUUUUGGUGCAGUUUUGUGCCGGUGCCCCUCAAAAUGAGGCUCAUUAUUUAGUAUGACGAGAAGUGUUGUAUCGAAUAUAGUGUGUAGGGAACUAGGGAAUUAGUUUUGGCGCUGGCGAACCAUUUCAUUUCUUAUGAAUGUAGGGAGGAAAAAAAUCGAUGCUGAAGUUUAAUAUUCUAUUUUGUAGUUUUGAUGCCCCUCUAUUGGAGGAAAGCAAAUGAGAGUCAGAACUGUUCUUGGAUAGGGUAUUGACGGCAUGUUUUAUGCAUUAUUGCGAACUGAAACUGGGGCUGGUGGUUCUCAGAAAAGCCUAAUUCUUGUGCAUUCCUCGGGGUUUACAAAAAAUCGUUAUCACAUGCAAAACGGCAACCAAUAAUCAAGCCGGGGAGGUGAAAAGGCCCGCGGUGACAAAAACAACUUUAAGGCCAUUUGC
Messenger RNA from Oryza brachyantha (malo sina), 2646 nucleotides. RefSeq lists its product as uncharacterized. The transcript has 9 exons. The record is from RefSeq and is a predicted model, not a curated record. Lineage: Eukaryota; Viridiplantae; Streptophyta; Magnoliopsida; Poales; Poaceae. The coding region runs from base 61 to 2151 and encodes 696 amino acids. Gene Ontology annotation, biological process: transcription by RNA polymerase I. Gene Ontology annotation, cellular component: RNA polymerase I transcription regulator complex.